Paramuricea clavata is the source of this 1404-nucleotide messenger RNA. NCBI's taxonomy places the organism in Eukaryota, Metazoa, Cnidaria, Anthozoa, Malacalcyonacea, Plexauridae. The record is from the annotation of a GenBank genome assembly.
AUGCCUGAAGUGAGGGAGAAGGUAUUUGACCCUGAUCCAAACAAAGCAUUCACUAAGGCUAAGCUGGCCAAACUCAGGGAAAACGGCAUAAAUUGUUCAAAUGCGGAAGUGGAAAACGAUGCUUCUGCCAGUUUGGGGAAGUUUCCUUCGGAUGACAGUGCUUUCAACAAAGACUUCUCCAUACUACCAGUAUUUGUUCCAACAGAUACCCUAGAUCAUACUCAAAAGUGCAGGAAGUCAACCAAAAAAUCUGUUGAUGGUGACGCUAUUGCUGAGAUGUCAAGUUCGAAAGGACUUCGAAUGGUUUCAUUUGUGCACGAUAUGGAAGUUAGCAGAGCUGGCGAAGGAGAUGUUGUUUAUCUUAGAGCUUUAUGUUGGGCAUCUUAUAGAAAAUGUGUCAAGUACAAAGUUCGAAUGAUUGUAAACCCACGAGGAAGUCCAAAAAUCGUAGCAGCAGAGUGUGACAAAAUUUGUCCUGCUGGACGAAGUGGAUGUUGUUGCCAUGUGAUGGCUGUAAUCUGGAAGUUAGAUGAAAUGUCCAGAAAUAGCAAAUUGCAAAAGCCUACACAGGAUGAUCGUGCAUGUACUUCCAAACCUAGGAAGUGGGGUAUCCCUGGUAGGAGAGAAGUAGAGCAUGAAGCUGUGAUGGCUUCUAAGCUUGUCAAGCCAAGACAUAUUUUAGAUACACCUGGCAGAAAGAGGAGGGGUGUAUUCCCUACCUUAUUUGAUCCACGCCCCAGCAAAUAUAGAAAGCUAUCUCCAGAAUCAGUUGAGAAAUUUAGAGAUAAUUUAAGUGCAACAAAUCCAAGUAUUCCUUUUGCUAAAAUGACCCCUAAUUCUAAUGAUAUUAUUCUUGUAGAUUCUAUAGUUGGUUUAAUUGCAAAAGGUUCUGUACUUGACUUACAACUUAAGGAUUUCAGUAACAAGACCAAUGAGAGUAAACAGUCUGCUCAAGGAAAAAGCACAUCUGUACUGCAUCCUAAAACUUUAAUGAACUCAAAUGUGUCUUCCAACACAUUCUCUAAAACACAUGAUACAAGUAAGAGUUUUGAUACUGCAAAAAAUACUCAGGAAAUUUCACAGGGAAAAUAUCAUAUAAUAUCUCCACCAAAGCAACAACCACUUAGCCUAGAUGAAAUAAGUGAACGGUGUAAGAAAAUUAAGUGUAAACUUUUUGUGUCAGAAAAUGAAAUAAAAAAAAUAGAAAAAGAGACCCGGGGGCAAUCUGAUAAUCCGAAGUGGUUUGCCUACAGAUUUGGCCGAGUUACAGCUUCAAAAUGCCACAGGGUGGCUUGUCCACAUAAGUCUAGCACUUCACCUUCCAAAAUUGUAAAAGAGGUUUUAAACUACAACCCUAGUGUCCAAACAAAUGCUAUGAGGGAUGGAAUUAAAAAGAAAAACUAG